AUGUCAGGUCUUGUCAAUAAAAUGAUGGCUUUAUCUCAAUCGCACUGUUAUAUUUCAUCUUAUGUUCAGAACCUCGCUCCGAAUAUAAAUCAUUGUAUCAGUUGCAAUAGGAGUCCGUCUCCGCCGUGUGUGCAUAAGCUAAGCCGACCACCACCACCUCAACGAAAAUGGUUGCACAGACCACCACCUCCGCCUCUUGCGAGGCUCUAUUUCUACUCUCCUCCACCUCCUAGUUUGUCAUACUUGCCUAACCUUCCACCACAUUCAGCCUUGCCACGACCGCCACCACUUCAACGAAUAAGGUUGCACAGACCACCACCUCCGCCUCUUGCAAGGUCCAUCUUCUACUCUCCUCCACCUCCUAGUCUGUCAUACUUACCUAACCAUCCACCACAUGUAGCCUUGUCACGACCACCACCACCUCAACAAAUAAGGUUGCAUAGACCACCACCUCCCCCCCUUGCGAGGUCCUACUUCAACUCUCCUCCACCUCCUAGUCUGUCAUACUUGCCUAACCAUCCACCACAUUUAGCCUUGUCACAACCACCCCCACCUCAACGAAUAAGUUUGCACAGACCACCACCUCCGCCUCUUGCGAGGUCCAUCUUCUACUCUCCUCCACCUCCUAGACUGUCAUACCUGCCUAACCAUCCACCACAUGUAGCCUUGUCACUACCACCACCACCUCAACGAAUAAGUUUGCACAGACCACCACCUCCGCCUCCUGUUAGGUUCUCCUUCUACUCUCCUCCACCUCCUAGUUCGUCAUACUUGCCUAACCAUCCACCUCAUGUAGCCUUGUCACGACCACCACCUCCGCCUCUUGCAAGGUCCAUCUUCUACUCUCCUCCACCUUCUAGUCUGUCAUCCUUGCCUAACCAUCCACCACAUGUAGCCUUGUCACGACCAUAUCCGCCUCCUGCAUGGUCCUAUUUUCACUCUCCUCCGCCUCCUAGUUCGCCGACCUUCCCUAACCAUCCACCUCAUGCACCCUUGUCGCGACCUCCAAACAUCGUCUCCGGUGAGAUGAAAGAGUCGAUCAUGGCAUACUAUUAUAUUGCAGUUCGGCUGGUUGCAAGGAAGAAACAAGAGUUUUGCAACACGAACAUAGGGGAUGACCGAACAAACACACAUGGAGGAAAUGUGAUUUUUGGUGAAGCAGCAUUCUAA
Molecule: messenger RNA, 1170 nt
Organism: Olea europaea var. sylvestris
Lineage: Eukaryota; Viridiplantae; Streptophyta; Magnoliopsida; Lamiales; Oleaceae
Product: extensin-like
Exons: 5
Coding region: 1-1170 (389 amino acids)
Source: RefSeq, a predicted model, not a curated record